Messenger RNA from Neodiprion virginianus, 1969 nucleotides. Its product is annotated as UDP-glycosyltransferase UGT5-like. The record is from RefSeq and is a predicted model, not a curated record. Bases 251 to 1834 code for a protein of 527 amino acids. The transcript is spliced from 5 exons. NCBI's taxonomy places the organism in Eukaryota, Metazoa, Arthropoda, Insecta, Hymenoptera, Diprionidae. Gene Ontology annotation, molecular function: UDP-glycosyltransferase activity.
UAUUUGGAUUGCAAAGGUGACGUCUUGAUAUGCUCGGCCACAAAAGUGUCGUAUAUAAAGCGCGACGGUUAGUAUUCCACAUAUAAACUGCGGUGUACGAGAGGAUAUCGUUUUUUUCAAUCGGCCUGUCGUUCUGAUGCACCUUGUAACCGGGACUAGGAACUUCCGAAGCAAUAGCUGCAAUAACGGGCUUCGUGAUUCGAAUCGAACUAGUACAUUGCCGGGCCGAUAAUACUGCGAGUGGACUGAGAUGUCGCGGCAUUUUAUAACGGCUACUCUGAUUGCGAUCGUGGGUGUUUUACAUCCGGGAUGCGCCGCAAGGAUACUCGGCAUAUUUCCGUUUCCUUCGUUCAGUCAUCAAAUUGCAUUUCGAGGAUUGACGCUGGCGUUGAGGGAGCGAGGUCACGAGCUCGUUGUAGUCACUCCUAACCCGAUCAACGACCCAACCCUGAAGAACUACACGGAGAUAGAUGUGAGCUUCAUGUACGAACACUGGAGAUUGGAUUGGAUAUCUGUUGCAAAAAAGUACACGUACUAUGACUUUAUCAUGCAAUCAACACCGAAAUUUUUGACGAUAACUGAAGGCAUCCUCAGCCAUCCAGAAUUGCAGAAAUUGUACGAACCGGAAAGUCGAGAAACGUUUGAUUUGUUACUAUUUGAAGCACUUCGUUGGCCUGCUGUUCUGCUUUUCGCUAAGCGAUACGAAAUUCCAGUCAUAGGAAUUACGUCAAUGAGUCCGACUCCCCAAGUGCACUAUCAGUUUGGCAAUCCUAUAAUGCCUUCUCAGCCGCCAUAUUGGAACGGCAGAGGAAUAGGCUUGGAAAAGUUGACAUUUUGGCAAAGACUAUGCAACUUUGUACAGACGUGGAGAUUUCUGUUUCACUACAGAACAACGUACAUGCAGACGCAGCAGGAAAUUGCGAGAAAAUAUUUUGGAAACGAUAUUCCGGAUCUUUGUGACUUGGAAAAAAAUGUCAGUUUGGUUUUCGCCAACCAACAGGCACCAAUUUCAUACGUCCGUCCGAAUGUUCCCAAGAUAAUCGAUAUUGGUGGAUUGCACAUUUCGGAUCGGCUCGAGCCUCUAUCAAAGGACCUUCGGAUGAUUUUGGACGAAGCAACCCAAGGCUUCGUAUACAUGAGCCUUGGAACAAACACCAAAAGUGCUUCGUUAAGUAACGAAAUGCGGGGCGAAUUUAUUGCUGCGUUUUCGGAAAUACCCUACACCGUUAUUUGGAAAUAUGAAGACAACCUUCUUCCGGGUCAGCCGGACAACGUCCAUACCAUGAAAUGGAUUCCACAACAGUCAGUCCUGGCGCAUCCGAAUAUAAAAGUUUUCAUAUACCAAGGAGGACUUCAGAGCACAGAGGAGGCGAUUUCUCAUGCUGUUCCUGUGAUCGGAUUACCAGUUCUCGGUGAUCAAACAUCAAAUAUCGACAAGAUUGUCUCUCUUGGAGUUGGUAAGAAGCUGGACAUCUCCAGCGUCGACAGAUUCGACCUAGUGGAAGCGAUACAAUCCAUCGUGCGCGAUGACAGCUACAAACUAAGCAUGCUGAAAUUGCGGGACUUGGUGAGAGACAAACCGUACGAUUCGUUGGAAAACGCGGUUUGGUGGACGGAAUACGUGAUACGUCACAAAGGUGCUCCUCAUCUUCAUUCGACGACAGCCGACGAUCCCUGGUAUCAACGACAAGACAUCGACUUGAUUUUCAUCAUUUCUACCGCGAUUUUGGCAGCUUGUACUAUAGCACUACGAGUCUUAUACAAGCUGUUAGCUUACAGCAUUUAUUUCCUCAAACAUCAACACUUGAUUAGGAAAAAGGAAAAAGUGUGUUAAGUCGUUACGAAUUACAUGUGAAUUAUACGUAAGUGAUUUAGUGAUUUUCGCAAUUAAAUUACAUGUGUCUUUUUUAUACGUUAUUUCCUGCAUUCAUUUUCGGUAAUAACAUAUGAAAGUAUAAAUUGUAUAGUG